CGGCUGUCCAAAAGAUUCAGGCACACCAAAGGUGACUGUUGUGGUGAGCAGCGAGCAUUCAGCGUGAUACCAGGCGAGUCUGAUUACAACCACUAUAACUACUGCUACCUAAUAACACUGCCAUUGCCACACGCGCCCCUCGAGAAAAUAGUCGAAUGGCAAAAGAAAAAGUUGCACAUUCAACCGCGAACGCCAAUCUCGACGAUCAGUCCAUAUAUAACCGCUUCCGUGGCUUCGCUGCAGGCGUUGCAUCAGGCGUGACCAAACUGGCAGUUGGACACCCGUUUGAUACGGUAAAAGUACGUCUUCAAACGUCGAGCAAUGAUCGCUUCAAGGGUCCUUUGGAUUGCUUGAUGAAAACUGUUCGUCAAGAGGGCGUCCGUGCUUUAUACAAAGGUGCAACGCCCCCCUUAAUUGGCUGGAUGUUUAUGGACAGCAUCAUGCUGGGAACUCUGCAUAAUGCACGGAUGGUACAACAGAAAUGGAAUGGCGAUAAACCUUUGACUGUAUUCCAGCAUGGUUUAGCAGGAUUGGCAGGUGGUCUGACGGUCUCCUUUGUAGCCACUCCAGUCGAGCAGAUUAAAUCCCGUCUGCAAGUUCAAUACGAUGCGGUGACCAAGGUCUAUACGGGUCCCAUCCAUUGUGCAACGCAACUUGUACGCAACAAUGGUGUUACCGCGUUAUGGAAUGGAUUGCUGCCUACGAUGCUGUUUAGAAGCUGGUUCUUUGUGUUUUGGGCAUCGUAUGAUGUUUUCACACGGCAGUUAAAGAAAUUCAAUCUUUCGGACGGCACUACGACAUUUGUAGCAGGUGGCUUGAGCGCUACUACAUUUUGGAUUGGAGCGUUCCCGGCAGAUUCUGUCAAGAAUAGAUACAUGACACAACCUGACGUCACGCCUAAGCAGUACCCCACACCAACAGCUGUGGCGAAGCACAUUUAUAACACGGGUGGAUUGAAAGGCUUUUACAGAGGCUUCGUUCCAUCGUUCCUGCGUGCAUUCCCUACCAAUGCUUCGGCUGUCUUUAUGUUCGAAACCGUCAUGAAGCUCCUGGCGUAAACACCAAAUUGACCUCUUAACGGCCACCAUCCCACUUUUUUUCUUGUUGUACAUACAAUAUGCUUUCCCUUUUCGACUUUUGAUAUAUUAGAUGAAAAACACCCAAUUGUCCUUAACACACAUAGAUAACACUGGUUUCUUUUUCUUAAUUGUACUUUUCAUCGAGUGUUUGUAACCUAUUUGCUUUAUCAAAAAUUAUUACCAUAUCUUUUUUUUGGCAUUAUUAUCUAUUGUAUAAUUCAU
Messenger RNA from Zychaea mexicana, 1301 nucleotides. Its product is annotated as mitochondrial carrier domain-containing protein. The record is from RefSeq and is a predicted model, not a curated record. The transcript is spliced from 9 exons. Gene Ontology annotation, biological process: transport. Lineage: Eukaryota; Fungi; Mucoromycota; Mucoromycetes; Mucorales; Lichtheimiaceae. The coding region runs from base 156 to 1058 and encodes 300 amino acids. Gene Ontology annotation, molecular function: transmembrane transporter activity.